UCAACGCAACGCUUUCAGCAAAUAGACGUCCCACAGCAAACGAUAGCUGCUGGCAUUCGAACCGCGUACGCUGCAGUGCGCCUCUAAAAGGCAGAGUUUUUGGAUUUCUUAGUGUUGAAUUGAAUUUAAUUGUGUGUCAUGCCGCCACCGAUAGUAUACUAUGAAGAUCCAUAUUGCAAUCGCCCUUAUUAUAACGAUCGUCGUCCAGGUUUUGAGAUUGAUAUUUUUCCCGGAGGAAUUGUCGAUGCGUUCUUUAAUCGGCCUCCUCCACCGCCGCCGCCUCGGACCGAGAUCGUAGUUAUGACUCAAGGUAAUGCUGCCGGUUAUCCGCCACCACCUCCACCGCCUCCGCCAUAUAUUCCGCCGCAAGCACCAUACUACAACAACAAUAAUGGCGGUUAUAAUAACGGCGCUGGCACCUACGGCUAUCCGCGACACUACAAUAACCCGCCCAAUCCGCGUUGGUAGCACUGAAAUGCUUGAGCGUAGUCACGUGAAAAUCAGUGACAGUGAAAAACUGAUUGAAGACCCACAUAUGUACAUACUUCAUUUCAAAUUCUACUAAGUGCUGUUUUUUAUUGUUUCUCAAUAAAAUUGUUUAAUAAUUUUA
Molecule: messenger RNA, 610 nt
Organism: Bactrocera latifrons
Lineage: Eukaryota; Metazoa; Arthropoda; Insecta; Diptera; Tephritidae
Product: formin-like protein 3
Exons: 1
Coding region: 139-468 (109 amino acids)
Source: RefSeq, a predicted model, not a curated record